Clupea harengus (Atlantic herring) is the source of this 414-nucleotide messenger RNA. It is a transcript of the gene lin52, whose product is annotated as lin-52 DREAM MuvB core complex component. The coding region runs from base 73 to 411 and encodes 112 amino acids. NCBI's taxonomy places the organism in Eukaryota, Metazoa, Chordata, Actinopteri, Clupeiformes, Clupeidae. Gene Ontology annotation, cellular component: DRM complex. The record is from RefSeq and is a predicted model, not a curated record. The transcript is spliced from 6 exons. Gene Ontology annotation, biological process: regulation of DNA-templated transcription.
GAAACGUGCCACGUCGGUCCUCGAGCAGAAUCCAAUCAUUGGCUGGAAAACAUCACAUGUAGAGUUGUUAAGAUGGCGUCUCCGAAUGGAGGUGAUGAUUUUGAAUCCUCUCUACUAAGUUUUGAGAAGCUCGACAGGGCCUCACCCGACCUUUGGCCAGAACAACUGCCAGGAGUUUCAGAAUUUGCGGCAUCUUUUAAAAAUCCUAUCACAAACUCUCCGCCCAAAUGGAUGGCUGAACUGGAGUCUGAAGACAUUGAAAUGCUAAAAGAGCUGGGGAGUCUGACCACAGCUAACCUGAUGGAGAAGGUGAAGGGGCUACAGAACCUGGCCUACCAGCUGGGCCUGGAAGAGUCCCGGGAAAUGACAAGAGGCAAAUUCCUGAACAUUCUGGAAAGGCCCAAAAAAUGAUGA